This is a messenger RNA of Planococcus citri (citrus mealybug), 4837 nucleotides long. RefSeq lists its product as uncharacterized. The transcript has 2 exons. Lineage: Eukaryota; Metazoa; Arthropoda; Insecta; Hemiptera; Pseudococcidae. Bases 3149 to 4519 code for a protein of 456 amino acids. The record is from RefSeq and is a predicted model, not a curated record.
UCAUGUUAUCGCUUCGAUAUCGGUCGAAUUUUUAAUUGAAAUUAUAUCAUCAUCGUGUCUGCGACUGAACGUCUAAAUAUAACCGUCGCUAGCAACUAUCGUGCAGGGUCGAGACCCGUUCGCGUACGAGUGUUGUGUGAAUAUUAGUGGGUGUCUAAGCAUUGUUUUUCUAUGCAAAAGUUGUCCCGGUGAACCCUCACACAACGAAAGAAAAAACGCUUCGACUACGAAAUAUUAGUUAAAUUCACGCUGUACCCGUACGCUUAUUAAAACCGAAUAUCUCACCAUGAACCGGUCUUUGUUAACUAGGGAACUGUAACCCAGGUAUGUCAGACAGCCAUUUUGUUCCUGGUUUAACGAGCUUCAGUCAUUUUUCAGCACUUCAUUUUUGGGUUAAAAAUAGUUUGAAAUUGUGUGAAAUUUACAGCAUGUGCUCUAAUUCAAUGAUUACUUUCAUUCUAUGCCAGAAAUUCCGUCAUAAAAGCCUUGAAUUGAAAAACAACAAUUUUUUCAGUGAGGAACAAAAUGGGUGUCUGACAUACCCGGGUUAUAGUACCUUAUGUUAACUUGGGUGCAAUCAAAUUGAGGAAGCGAAAAAUGAAAUAGCAAGUAGCAACUAAGUAGCUGUACUGUCCAGGGAUGGAAGAGCCGGGAGCGAGCCGGAGCCAGAGUCUGAAAGAGCCGGAUUUUUUGAGGAGCUAGAGCCAGAGCCAAGAGCCAAAUAAAUGAAAGUGCAGAAAAACAUCACGAGCUCUCUUGCAAAAGAGCUCCUUAUUUUACUCAAGAGAGCCAUCAUCAUAAGGAGUCUUUAACCUGGAAAGAGCCAGAGCCGAGUGGGAGCCCACAAAAUUUUUCAGGCUCUUUGGCUCCCUAAAAGUAGAGAAAAAAGUUGAAAAAUGCGCACAAUUUUAUCAAAAAUUCAACUUUUAACUCACAUUUGUGAAGAAAAUGAAGAAUUUCUAAGUUUUUUUCCUCAUUGAGAAAUGAAAUGAAAAUAAAUGCAGUGUAUUUUCAUUUUUUUCAUCGUUUUUCACGAAUUUUGAACUCUAAUUUAAAGAGCCAAGAGCCAGAGCCAGAGCUGGAGUGGGAGCCGAGAAAUUGGAAGAGGGAGUCGAGAGUCAAAGAGCGGAGUCGGAAAGAAUUGAGGAGCGAGCAAGGAGCCAAAGAGCUCAUGUAAAGAAAAAGUGCCAAGAGCCAAGAGCGAGCCAGAGCUGAAACUUGCGGGGAGCUGAGCCAGAGCCAAGAGCGGGAGCCCUGAAUUCAAGGCUCUUCCAUCCCUGGUACUGUCUGUGUAAGGUUUCACCAAAUUUCUUUCAUUCAAGAGGAAGAGAUAUCGAACUCGUUUCUAUUUUCAGCCUUUGGUUUGGAUUUUUCUCACAGCCAUCGCUGGAUUUUUUUAAAAAUAAAAACUUUAAAAUCCGCAGAAACGUAAUUACUGGUAAAUUACCAUAAACUCGAACUCGACCAAUACCACCUAUAGUAAAAGGCCUGAGCGCUGAAUCAUUAUCACCUUCUGACGUCACACCUUAAGAGGACUCGAUUGUGUUUACCAUUUGAAUUUUAACGUAUGAUUAAAUGGCGAAUUCGUGAAAUUGAGUAAAACUUUCGUUAAAAAAGUUAUUUAAAUUAAGAAAUUUAAUUAAUAUUUGUCCUAAAAUGUGUUCUAGUCAUGUGGCACUGAUGUUUUCAACUGUAGGUGGUCUCCGUUUAUUUGAUUUGUGUAUAAGAAUGAAUUUUUUGCAAGUUGUUAGUGUUGUGUGAUUUGAAUGGAUAGUGAUAUAAUGUAGAUUAAAAUGAAAAUUAAUGUGAACUAGUGCUUGUGUUUUACCGGAAUGAUGUCGUAAUGAAAUAAAUAGUGAACUAUGCGAUUGCAUCAAGUUGAAGAAAAAUCUACAAUACAUUUGAAAUCUACUUCUUGGACCAUCCAGCUAAAGCUAUGAUAUGAUGGAUAUAAAGAAGAAAUGAGGAGCUCAUUGCAAAAGUAGCCCUUGUCACACAUUUUUCAAAAAUGAGUUUACACCGCCAUUCGAUAGUACUAAUAGAGGCCUAUCAUGGAGCGAACUCAAAAGUUUUCAAAAUUUUGUAUUUUAGUAAAAAAAUGCAAUACAAAAAAACAUGGGUUCUUGCAAAAACAGCCCAUGUCCGUGACAUGGGCUGUUUUUGCAAACAUGCAAUUAGUAAACAAACAAUGGGUACGUGGGUAAGUCGACUGCUACAUAAGCAGCAACUAGCAACCAGCAACUGGCAACUUGGCAACCAAAUCAAAAAAUUUUGAUUUGGUUGCUAGUUCCAGCCAAUAACCGAGCAACUUCUUAUCAUUUUCGUUCCACUGACGCGAAACGAAGUUGCUAAGUUGCCGAGUUGCCGCUUAUGUAGCAGUGCACUAAUGAACUAAUGAGUAUUGAGUGUUUUCUGUUUCCUGUUUCAUAAAUCAUAAUAUUGAUAAUGGUGAUGAAUAAUUUAUUAAUUAUCCGUGAUGGUUUCAUAUUUUAAGAAUUAUGGAAUCUAGUAAUAAUAAUUCGAAUUCUGAAGCGGGUGUUUUACAAUUGAAUAGAAAGCAUAGAAAACGAAAAAUAAAACCUGAACAAGACAGAAAAACUAAGCGAGUACGCGGUGAAACGUAUGUGACUGCGAAAGGAAAAAUUAUUUGGGAAAGAAGAAUCGGACCUGAUUGCAAGUGUAAACGUUACCACUGUUUCGAAGUAAUAAAUGAAGAAAAACGACUUUCCGUGCACUCGAGUCUAAAGAUGAACAAGAUGCUUACUUAUCCGGUUUAAUCUUUGUUGAAAGUGUAAAGCGGCAGCGAUCUCGAAAACGAAAAUCUGCUCAACAGCCUGAAAACGAAAAUGACGAUCCAAACGAAGGAGAUAAUGAAGAUGAGUGUGAAACUGACCCUUCGAAUGAAUCAAGUAAAUCAAAGUUCGAGCAUUCGGUUUCAUUCUACUAUAAGAUCAGAAUCAGAAUUGACGUGAACAAUGAUUUCGAAGACAUCUGCGUUUGUAGAAAUGCGUUCCUAAGUCUACACGGCAUCACGAGAGGUCGGCUGAGAACAAUUCAGAAAAGUUUGAAAGAAACCGGUCAAUCUCCGAAAGAUGAGCGAGGCAAGCAUACUACGAGACCAAGAAAUGUUCCUAAUGAAGUUAAGAAGAUGAUUAAACAGCAUAUCAAAUCGUUUAAACCUGUACAAUCUCACUAUUCGCAAAGAAAGGCUCCAAAGAAGGUGUUUUUGCCUGAAACGUUGAAUGCUGCUCGAAUGCACGAGAUGUUUGUAAAUGAAAAUCAAUUGCGUGUGUCAUAUAACACCUACCUUGAAGUAUUUAACAAAUUCAAUAUAGGAUUUGGUUUACCAAAGUCUGAUACAUGUGGAACAUGCGAUGCUAUGAAAGCCAAUCCAACCAGCUCUGAAGAAUACUAUAUGCAUUUAAGCGAAGCGCAGAUGUGGUAUGAUUUUAGAAGUACGAUUAAAAAGAGAUCGAAGAAACGGCGUUCUAAAAUUCAAGCUAUUUCCUUUGAUUACAUGAAGAAUCUACCUUUACCGCAUAUACGUACAAAUAUCGUUUAUUACACAAGACAGCUAUGGUAUUAUGUGUUUGGUAUUCAUGAUUUCACCACUGAUGCGGGAACGAUGUAUUGCUACCAUGAAGGCGAAGCUAAAAAAGGAUGCUGUGAUGUAACUUCGAUGCUUUUUCAUUAUCUGAAAAGUUUUAAAAAUGAGAAGAAAGAUGAACUGUAUUUAUUUUCCGACGGAUGUCCCGGCCAGAAUAAAAACCACUGCAUGAUUUAUUUUUCGUAUAUGCUUGUACAUGUAUUUCGAUUAUACAAAAGCAUUACUCAUGCUUUCCCAAUCAGAGGCCAUUCAUUCCUUGAUAAUGAUACAGACUUUUCGAAUAUUUCCAAGAGAGUUAGACUUGAAACUAUACAAACUAUCGAAGAAUGGAACCAUGUGAUUGAAGCUGCUAGAAAAAAACCAAGUUUUGAAGUCGUUCAUCCAGAAACCAGUGAUUUUCAUGAUAUGUUAUCUGCUUUGCAACCAUACUUCUUGAAGACUGCCAAACCUGCGCUGAAGUUACGUGAAAUCAAAAUGUACCGCAUUCGAGAAUCAACGGCAGACAUAGAAGUUAAAUAUCAGUAUGAUGAGAAGAAAUGGAGUACAUGUACCAUACGGAAUAGGAAAAAAUUACCCGAUGAGCUUGACCUGAAGUUAAUGUAUGAAGAACCCAUAUCUGUGAGAGGUUCGAAAAUAACUGAUCUCAAGAAGUUGCUGCCUUUUGUGAAACGUGAAAAUCAUCCGUUUUAUAACGAUUUAAUUUCGAAAUACGAAGAAGAAUGUAGAAUACAGGCUGAAAAAUUAGCUGCUGCGAAAGCUGCUGCGAAAGCUGCUGCCGAAUCUUCUGAAACUGCCAAAUCUCCAGAAAAUACUGAAGCUGUUCUUGCUACGAAUGAUGAUUCCGAAUCCGAAUACGAAAUGUUAAGUGUAGAGGAAUUCUACUCUGAUAACAGCAGCGGUGAUGAGAUGUGAUAUGAUUUAAAUUUUAAAUAUUUUUAAUUUAAUACGUUCCUGUUACUCUGUUUCUCGUUUCUCCAACUAGUCUUGGUUUUGAUUGUUUCUAUUAUAUUAUAAGAAUUGUUGAAUUUCGAAUGUUUUAUAGUUUUAGAAAAACAUGAUUGAGGUUAUUUAUUAUUUUUCAUUUCCUCCAAGUCCAAAUCAUUUUCAUUUUAACUUAUGAUUUUCGUGUUAUUGUCUUACCUUUUAAUUGGAAAAGCAUUACGUAGGUGAUUAAUUUAUGAUUUCUUUUUCAUUUUAUCGUUAGUUCCUUUUCAUUUCAGUGUGGUCUCA